CUGUUGUGGUUUGGAACCACAACCCCAAACAGGCACUAAGCAGCAGUUAUCUCCUAAAUUCAACACUUCGUGCAAACAUAUCAAGAGUAAUACCCAGACUUUGCCUCCCUCGCGUCCGAGACCCAAUCUCCGACUUCUUCUCGCUGGGUAUCAUCUCAGAUAAUAACACCAAAUGGGCAUGUAAACGGAGCAAUUAGAUAGUUGGAUGGCGGGAAUGAAAGAGGCGGAUAAUCAGAAAGUGACAGAAGAUGAUAACGCAGGUUCAUCCUUCGUGUGGGACUGCAAUUCUCAGCUUUAUUACCAUGCUAGCAGUGGAUUUUAUCAUGAUCCAAACGCUGGUUGGUACUAUAGCACUAGUGAUGGACUUUAUUACAAAUUUGAGGAUGGAAAUUAUGUGCUACUAGAAUCUGUCCAGACUCAAGAUGAAGCUGGUAUCCACACUCAAUCUCCAGAGGAUAUUGACCAAAUUUUGUCUAAAAACAGAGAGUCUAAGGUUAGUAUGGAACCACAUCCCGGCGAAUUUAACACUGACACGAUGGACAGCAUGGACAAUGAACUACCUGAGAAUCCACCUCCGCCAUCUGAAUGGCUAGAAGAUUCUCUUAUUGAACUAUAUCUAUCGGGUUACUCCAAUAAUAUUGCUGUAUGUGGCACAACGGCGGCUCCUGAUGACAAAAUGCUUGAAGAAAAUAUUGCUGUUUCAGUUGAAGGUGCAAUGACUGAUGAUGCCUACACUUUAGAAGAAGGAGAAUGGAUCCCCAAUGAAAAUGAUUUGAUUGAUGAAGGUGCUUUUCAGGAUGAGGAAAACUGGCGAGCACAGUAUGGUCAAGUAAUCGAAUCUUAUGAACAGGUGACAACAGCUUUUCCAGUAGUUGACUUGUGGGACUGGAAAAUGGUGAGAGGAACUAAAAGGAAUGGAAAUGGUGAGGUUGCCAGGCUUAUUGGGCGAUUGGUGAGAAGGUCCAUAAAGCUUCAUCCUUCAAUGGCGUCAGGAAGUGGUCUACUGAAAACCGCUCCCAUAUGCGAAGCACAUCUUGACCUGGUACGAGUUACAUCAGGUCAGGUAUACAAGUUGAGGACUCCAAGUGCAGCAUACUUGUCAUCCAUGCAGAUUUAUGAUUCUUCCAACCCAACGAAAGAUUGGGGUUACCCUCAAUUGUCAAGUAAAAGACCUAUUCAGAGACCAUGUGAAUCAGGUGGAAAUUCUGAAUCAAAAAUGAUACAAGGGGAUCCUGUUUGCAAGGAUUCUUCAGUACAAGGGCAACUCUCUGUAGCCCCAAAGACGUAUAGAGAUAGGGCUGCUGAGAGAAGAUUCUUGCAUGGUGGUUUUGGAGUGGGUCCAGGACAAAAAAGUUCACCCUUCAUUGAUGAUCCGGCACCAUCAUCUCCUGUUUUUGAUAGUCACGAGGUGGGUGCAGCUGAAUCCUUGAACAUGUCAUUUGGAGCUGGUAGUUAUGCAAGAAAAAUUCUCGAAAGCAUGGGCUGGCAGGAGGGAGAAGCACUUGGCAACAGUGGAAAGGGUUUGAUAGAACCAUUGCAGGCUGUCGGAAACAAAGGAAAUGCAGGGUUGGGAUGGGAUCAUGGCAGAAGAUAGCUAAUCCACUUCAACUAAAGCAUUUUAAGGAAUUGUGAUUGCCUGGUGGCAAAAGCAUCUGCUCCUCCCUUAACAUGUCAGGAUCAUAGGUUUUAAUCCUUCCUCGCCCUCCCUUAUACUUCAAAAUAAUACUCAUAGUUUGAAAUGUAAAAUGUCUGAGCAAAGCAGAUGCUUCUUUUGAACUUCAAAUUCCCCCCAACUAUAAUGUUAUAAUGGAUGAGUAUGAGUAUCGAUGGUCUAAUAAUUCUUUCCCUCA
Messenger RNA from Daucus carota subsp. sativus, 1850 nucleotides. RefSeq lists its product as uncharacterized. Gene Ontology annotation, molecular function: RNA binding. Gene Ontology annotation, biological process: mRNA splicing, via spliceosome. Gene Ontology annotation, cellular component: nucleus. The transcript has 11 exons. Lineage: Eukaryota; Viridiplantae; Streptophyta; Magnoliopsida; Apiales; Apiaceae. The record is from RefSeq and is a predicted model, not a curated record. The coding region runs from base 206 to 1594 and encodes 462 amino acids.